Messenger RNA from Trichoderma aggressivum f. europaeum, 11865 nucleotides. RefSeq lists its product as uncharacterized. The transcript has a single exon. Lineage: Eukaryota; Fungi; Ascomycota; Sordariomycetes; Hypocreales; Hypocreaceae. Gene Ontology annotation, molecular function: fatty acid synthase activity; phosphopantetheine binding. The record is from RefSeq and is a predicted model, not a curated record. Gene Ontology annotation, biological process: secondary metabolite biosynthetic process; fatty acid biosynthetic process. The coding region runs from base 1 to 11865 and encodes 3954 amino acids.
AUGCCUGAAUCAAUUGCCAUCAUUUCCUCCGCGUGUCGGUUCCCUGGCGGAUCCAACUCACCGGCAAAGCUUUGGGAACUUUUGAAGGAACCGCGGGACAUUCUGAAGCCGAUUGAUGAGAGUAGGCUGCGCCUCUCCAAAUUCCAUCACAACAAUGGGGAACACCACGGAAGCACCGACGUCCAGGGCGCCUCAUACACACUCGAAGAUGAUUGCCGACUCUUUGAUGCUUCGUUUUUCGGCAUCAGCCCGCUCGAGGCGGAUAUAAUGGAUCCACAGCAGAGGAUAUUGCUGGAAGUCGUCUAUGAAGCCUUUGAAGCAGCAGGCUAUUCAUUAGACCAGAUGCAGGGAUCCCAAACAUCUGUCCACGUCGGUGUUAUGAAUGGGGAUUACUACGAUUUACAGAUGAGAGAUCCCGAGACUCUACCCACACAUACCGCCACUGGCACGGCCCGGAGCAUUCUUUCCAACAGAGUCUCAUACGCCUUUGAUCUCCGAGGUGCAUCAAUGACGAUAGAUACGGCAUGCUCAAGUUCACUUGUAGCACUACACCAGGCCGUUCAGGGUCUUCGAAACGGCGAGGCCACCAUGGCGGUGGUUGGAGGCGCCAACCUGCUUCUUGACCCUCUGAUGUACAUUGCAGAAUCCAAUCUACAUAUGCUUUCUCCUGAUUCGCGCUGCAAGAUGUGGGAUAAAUCAGCAAAUGGAUACGCCCGAGGCGAGGGUUUUGCUGCCGUCUUGCUCAAGCCUUUGAAGGAUGCUAUCCGGGAUGGAGAUCACAUCGAGGGUGUGAUCCGUGAGACUGCAGUGAAUUCCGAUGGACGUACCAAGGGAAUUACAAUGCCCAGUCCAACCGCCCAAGCUGCGAUGAUUAGACAGGCCUAUAAGAAUGCCGGACUGGAUCCUACGGUUGAUCGCUGCCAGUAUUUCGAAUGCCACGGCACAGGAACUCAGGCAGGUGAUCCUGUGGAAGCCCAAGCAAUCAGAGAUGCAUUCUUUCCUCCAGGUCCUGGUAUCCAAGAUGACACCAAAUUAUACGUCGGCUCGAUCAAGACCAUCAUCGGGCACUUGGAGGGAUGUGCUGGAUUGGCAGGCCUCAUUAAAGCGCUGCUGGCUAUGAAGCAUCACACGAUCCCACCAAAUCUUCACUUCAAGGAGCUUAGUUCCAAAGUCGAGCCUUUCUAUCACAACCUGCAGAUCCCCACCAAAGCGAUACCAUGGCCUGAGACAAGCGAUAAAUGCAUGAGAGCCAGUGUCAAUAGCUUUGGCUUUGGUGGAACAAAUGCACACGUUAUCCUGGAAAGCUAUGAGGGCGAAAAGCCAGCCGCGAUUGAGAUUCCCGACGAUAAGUUCAUAGGACCUCUGGUGUUGUCAGCUAGCUCCGGUGUAUCGCUGAUAGAAUCUGUCAAGUCUUAUGCAGAUCGGAUAAGAUCAGAUCCCUCUUUGGAUCUCGAGAAUCUUUCAUGGAUUUUACAGAAGAAAAGAAGCUCGUUAUCGUCCAAGAUCUUCUUUUCAGGUGCGACACGUCAGCGCUUGAUUGACUUUAUGGAUAGAUUUGUGGAGGAUUCAUCUUCUGUGCCACCAGACACUGUUGGAAAUCAGUUCCAGCCCAUCGAUCCUAACGAGACGCCUGGCAUUCUGGGUGUCUUCACUGGUCAAGGAGCUCAGUGGGCCUCCAUGGGUCGGGGGCUGUAUCAAUCAUCUCACCUUUUCCGAAGCUCGAUUGAGCAAUGCGAAGUUGUUAUAAACAAGUUACCAGAUGCUCCCAGCUGGUCACUUACUGAGCAACUCCUGGCUGACGAGGACGUUUCACGCAUUUCCGAAGCAGAAAUAUCUCAGCCCAUCUGCACAGCGUUGCAAAUCGCUCUGGUUGAUCUACUAAGAGCUUCUGGUGUCAAGCUUGAUGCCGUGGUUGGUCACAGUUCUGGUGAAAUUGCUGCGACCUAUGCUGCUGGAAUUAUUAACCUUGAGAAUGCGAUGCAGAUUGCAUACUACCGUGGCUUCCAUUCGCAUUUAGCGAAGAAGAGUGUACCAGGCGCCAUGAUGGCCGUUGGACUCAGUUUUGCGGAUGCUUACAAGUUCUGUAACCAGCCUGAAUACUUUGGACGCCUCAAGGUCGCGGCCAGUAAUUCUCCUCUCAGCGUCACGCUGUCUGGAAACGCAGACGCCAUUAUGCAAGCUAAAGCGCAUUUUGACGAAAGUAAGACGUUUGCAAGGCAGUUGAAGGUCGACACAGCAUAUCAUUCACACCUUAUGAUUCCGUGCGCAGAGGCAUACCUGAAAUCACUACUGGCCUGCGACAUCCAAAUCCAGAGCCCCCGGGAGGAUUGCAUCUGGUCAAGUAGCGUUCGUGGUGACACUGACCUGCUAGAAGAUGGACUUCAGCCUCUCAAAGGACAAUACUGGGUGGAUAACCUCCUUGGCAUGGUUCAGUUCUCUCAAGCUGUAGAACAUUCGAUUUGGCACGGCGGCCCUUUCAAUGUCGCCAUCGAAAUCGGCCCUCAUCCAGCGCUCAAGGGCCCGGCUGAACAAACACUCAAGACGUAUUUCGGAACCGUGCCCAAUUACGCAGGACUGAUGAGACGUGGUGACGAUGAAGUUGAGGCCUUCUCUGGCGCAUUGGGAUAUGUGUGGUCUUAUCUUGGCUCCUCGGCCGUUGACUUUGACGGCUACCGCAAAGCAUUUGAUCGUCAAACAUCCCCAAAUCUGUUGAAAGACCUUCCAAGUUACGGUUGGGACCAUCGCAGGGCCUAUUGGAGAGAAUCCCGAGUCUCACGUAACUACCGCUUGCGCAAUGACAAGAGCCAUGAGUUGCUCGGCCGCAGGACGCCCGACGACUCAGACCAAGAAUUGCGAUGGAGAAAUAUUAUCCGACUCCACGAGCUGCCAUGGAUUCAAGGCCAUUUGUUCCAGGGCCAGGUACUGUUUCCUGGAGCAGGAUAUAUUGUCAUGGCUCUACAAGCGGGUGCAGAAAUUGCAGAUCAACGUGCUGUUGAGCUUUACGAAGUCACUGAUAUCUCCAUGGAUAGAGCCAUGGUGAUUCCAGAGGGUACGGCUGGCGUUGAAACAUUGUUUACUGCUAGAUUAUUGGAGAAUCAGUCCAAGGUUGAGUCGAGUGAGAGUUUGAGCUUCGAAUUCGCUUGUUAUUUCUGUAAUGAUGAGAACAACGGUCAACCUGUGAAAGCCGCUUAUGGUCGCUUGACAAUUCUCUUCGGCGAUUCCGAUACUCUGCAUCUACCUCCUCGACUGGUGCCAGCUUCAAACUUGGUCCCUAUCGACAUGGAUCGAUUUUACACGUCCAUGACCAGUGUUGGCCAAGAAUACCUGGGUGUUUUCCGCAGCAUUAAAGAAGGUAGAAGGGCAUUGGGCUUUUCAUCUACAGUCUCGUCGUGGGAGACUGACAAUCUGAAAGGCAAUAAUUACGUUAUGCAUCCCGGCUUUUUGGACGUUGCGCUACAAACUCUUUACGUCUCAUUUGCUUCUCCAGCCAGUGGAGGUUACUGGGCGCCAUAUCUCCCAGUAAAGGUCGGCCGACUUUCGUUAAAUCCUCAUGCCACCUAUUCCAACGGUGCAAUGACGGAGAUGGAGGCCGAUAGCUUUGUUACGACGGGAUCAUCAACACUGCUCAAGGGAGACAUUCACGUCUAUCUUAAAGGUGGUUCACAGACAACAUUGCAGAUCGAAGGUCUCGAGAUGAAAGCCGUCUCUGAGCCGCAAGCCUCCAACGAUAAGCACCUCUUUUCUGAAACCGUUUGGCGAGCGGAUUCGUCCUUUGCUCUGGUGGAUUUAGACGCAGAAAUCGAAGACUUGGACGAUAUCCCACUAAUGGAGGCAUUAGACCGCACAGCUGUAUACUAUUAUCGCAAGUUCCUUGCCGAUAUUGGUUCCAAAGAUCGCAAGACGUUUGCAUGGUACUACCAGCUGAUGACUACUGCUGCAGAGGAGCUCAUAGCUCGUGCUGCAAACGGUGACCAUCCAGUCAUAAAGCCAGAGUGGCUCAAAGACUCCGCUGAAGUCAUUGAAGAGCUUAACAAGACACAUGGAGAGAGCGUUCAUCUCAAGCUGAUACGUGCCGUAGGCGAAAACCUGCUGAAGCUCGUGGUUGGCAAAGUGCAAAUUCUCGAGGUGAUGUUGGCUGAUGACAUGCUCAAUCGAUUCUAUGUAGAAGGUUACAAUUUCUCAAUCCUCAACAACAAAAUCGGACAGGCUAUGAAACAGAUCACGUUCAAAAAUCCUCAGGCAGUUGUCUUGGAGAUUGGUGCUGGCACGGGAGGCACGACAAGAAGUGUUUUCGAUGCCAUUGACAGCGCUUACUCUUCAUAUACAUUCACAGAUAUCUCGACUGGAUUCUUUGAGAAUGCUGAAGAGAGAUUCCGUGACCACAGUGGCAAGAUGACGUUCAAGGUCUUGGACAUUGAGAAGGACCCCCAGAGCCAGGGAUUCACCGAGAAUACUUAUGAUGUUAUCAUUGCUGCCAAUGUUUUCCACGCGACCCGAACGCUAGGCGAUACAAUGCGCCAUGUCAGGAGUCUCUUGAAGCCUGGUGGCUUUCUGCUCAUGCUCGAAGUAACCGGCCCAGAACUUUUGAGAACGCAUUUCAUCAUGGGUGCAUUGUCUGGAUGGUGGCUGGGUGGUGAUGACGGUCGUGUCUUGUCGCCAGCUUUGACAGCCUCUCAGUGGGAUGAGCUGCUUCAAGAGACGGGAUUCUCUGGUGUCGAUACCAUAUUCUAUGAUACAGCUGAUGAGGCCCAGCACUCGGUUUCAUUUGUCCUGAGUCGAGCGACGGACUCUCAAGUUGAACUGCUGCGUAACCCUCUCCCCAGAAUUCACGAUAUCCAAGGCGAGCAGCCCAUCUUGAUCGUUGGUGGCAAAUCAUUGUUCACAGCGCAAAUUGUCACGGAUGUCCAGAAGUCGUUGUCUCACUGGAAGAAGCGUAUUAUCAAAGCCAAGAGCUUGGACGAUGUACCUGUGUCGACUCUGGUGCCAGGAACGUCUGUUCUCUUCCUCGGGGAUCUUGACAAGCAAGUCUUCUCAGACAUGACGUCGGAACGAUUGAUGCGACUACAGAGUCUCUUCCUCACGGCAAAGAACGUCCUUUGGAUCACCGAAGGCAGAACAGCCAAGAAUCCAGAAGCGAACAUGAUAGUCGGAGUCGGCCGCACCUUGUGGACAGAAAUGGCCCAUCUAAAGCUCCAGUUCCUAGACAUUGAUACUGACGUCAGAUCUCGAGACAUUUCCAAGAUCAUCACUCAGGCCUUCUUAAGGCUGGAAGUCUUGUCCCAUCCAGAGUACGAUGGCGAAAACAGUCUUUGGCAAAUAGAGCCUGAGUUGAUCUACGAUGGAGAAAAGAUGCUCAUCUCUCGAAUCUUGCCAAACAAGACUCUCAAUGAUAGACACAAUGCCAGCCGACGACCGAUUAAGCAGACUCUCGAUCUGCAAUCUGCGGCCGUCGAUAUUGUCCAAGAAGGAAAGUCAUUUGUGCUUGUCCCAUCCGCCCCAGGUGCAUUCGCGGAAGAUGAGAAGAUUCAAGUGAAGUACUCGCUGUCUCUAUCUAAUGACACUCAACACCCUGUGCUCCUCAACGUUGGCUCGAACUCGCACACAGGCGAAACAGUGAUUAGUCUCAGUAGAUCAUGCUCGUCUACUUUGGACGCGGCUAAUGCUAUAAGCCUUGGCGACGUACUUUGCAACGCCCAAUUGUUGGAAUCGAUCGCCUGCAGUAUCUUCUUGGAUCUCAUCCGCAGCAGAAUCCCAACCAGAGGUACAAUCUUGUUUUACGAGCCACCAAAGGCCUUAGUCCACCGACUGCAAUCAGAUGCCGAUCUGAAAAACAGAGAAUUCCGCUUUGUGUCCACGGGCACGAAACAAGCGUCGCCUGACUGGAUUCAACUAUUCCCAAGGGCCUCACAAACUGCCAACAGGCUUUUGCUACCGCUUGACACAUCCUGCGUUUUCGAGUUCCAGAAUGCUUCAAGUGUCAAUCUAGAGGGCAUCUUGCCACCCAAUACCUCAAUUCUCAGUGUAUCUGAUAUCUUACACGAGAUUCAGAGUAGUUGGCAAACGAAGUUGUCCAGUUUCUUACACGACCUACACCAGUCCAACUCUGAUUCCAUUCAUACACAGAUGAUCAAGGUGUCUCGCCUUCUUGAGUCAUCACCUGAGAGUGUAUCAGAUUCCAUUAUUAUCGACUGGAAUGACUCAAGCCUACUUAACGUGGCUCUCAAACCACUGGAUGUGUCCAAGGCUUUCUCGAGCAAUAAGACCUAUCUCCUGGUUGGCAUGACCAAAGAACUUGGCCUUUCUCUAGCCCAGUGGAUGGUCAAGAAUGGCGCGCGUCAUCUUGCGCUCACCAGCCGAACCGGUAGCGUAGAGGAUCCCGGAUGGGUUCCAGCAAUGAAGGCACACGGAGCAAAUGUGCAACUCUUCAGCAUGGACGUCUCGGAUUUGGGUUCAGUUACCGAAGUCGUCGAGACUAUUAACAAGACCAUGCCACCUAUCGCCGGAGUAUGCAACGCGGCAAUGGUUCUGUCAGAUGGUUUAUUCGCAGACAUGAGCUUCGAUGUAUUACAAAACACGCUGAAGCCCAAAGUGGAUGGAAGCCGAAAUCUGGACCGAGUAUUCUAUGAUACACCUCUCGACUUCUUCGUCUUGUUCUCUUCAAUGGCGAGUAUCAUCGGAAAUCCUGGACAGUCAAACUACCACGCCGCCAAUCUCUACAUGGAGGGACUUUGUGGUCAGCGCCGCAGCCGCGGACUUGCAGCCUCAGCUAUGCACAUAGGCAUGGUGGCCGAUAUUGGCUAUGUUGCCCGGAGAGGCCAAUCCAUGGAAGACCAUCUGCGCAAGAUGUUCUUCUUGCCUCUUUCAGAAUCUGACGUACAUCAGCUGUUCGCCGAAAGCAUCUUGACAAGCCAGGACACUGUUUACGGGCUGGAGCCUUUUGUAGACUCGCCUGAAGCGCCGAAGCGACCACCUUGGGAAGGAAACCCUCGCUUCUCUCAUUUCAUGCGCAAGGAAGCAUCUAGCAACGAAGUAUCUAAGGAUCGUGCUCUAGACACAGACUACAAGCAGCGUCUGCAAAGUGAUGAAUCGGAAGAUUCUCUGAUUGAAAUGGUUCAGCAAGUAUUCGGACGGAAGCUGGAGGCCAUGAUGCAGUUGUCGCCUAACAGUAUCAAUCUCAACGUGCCUUUGAUCGACUUGGGUGUUGAUUCCUUGUUGGCCGUCGAAAUCCGAAGUUGGUUCUUGAAGAAGCUUGGCAUGGACGUCCCGGUCCUGAAGGUGCUUUCAGGUGAUACAACUGCACAGCUGUGCGAGGAUGCAACUAGAAGGUUCUUGGGCCUCAAGCUAAAGCAGAAUUCAACGUCCAAACCGGAGCAGCAGCCGGCGAUUCUGAAAGUCACAACAGGGACCCCAAUUUCAGACAACAGAAGCAGCAAAUUUCUUUCGAUUGAAACACCUGCCUUACAACCCAGUAGUGCGUCCAAUUCGAGCGGUCACGAAGAUGAUUCUGCACAUUCGUUAGGUGACUCCGUCAGCGUCCCGGACAUUGCUACUCCUAAUGAAGAGUGCUCUCAAAACUCCUUCAACUCGAGCUCGACGGUUGAUUAUGAGGCCGAGGUACUGGAAUUUGGACUUAACCAGGCUAUUAAAGAAGCUGAGAUUAUGUCUCAUGCUCAAUCUCGACUGUACGUCGCGCAGAACUACGUCAAUGACCCAACCACCUACAACGUCACAGUCACUUAUCAAAUCCAAGGAAAUCUCCAGAUCCCAAGGUUCAAGCAGGCAUUAAAUUCAGUAAUGACUCACCACGAAUCAUUGCGAACAUGCUUCGUCAAAGAUGAAAACACCAGUCUUCUCAAACAGGGUGUCUUGCCAUCUCCGUCUUACUACCUCAGAAUCGUGCAAUCUAAACAAGACGAUGCGGUAGACCGAGAGAUUGCUCUGUUCAAAGCCAAACACUGGGACUUGGACCAUGGAAGAACGUUUGGAGUUUCUUUAGUCGUUCAAUCACCGGAAGUGAGCACUGUUAUCUUUGGCUAUCACCACUUGGUAAUGGAUGGUGUGAGCUGGCAUAUCUUCCUGCGAGAUCUUAGCACCGCUUACCAGCUUCGCCCAUUGGUCAAAUCAUCGAGUAGCUACAUCCAGUACGCAAAGAAACAGCAAGCAGCUAUUGAAAACGGAGAUUUCGCUGGAGAUUUGUUAUUCUGGAAGCAACUCCAUGACCAACCAUCGGAGCCCCUGCAACUGCUCCCCAUCACCAAUGUUGUUGCCCGUAAACCACUGACCCAAUACUCCAGCCACGUUCAGUCUCGGGUCAUCGAUACAGAGUUGGUGUCUCGAAUUAAACAAGCCAGCAAAGCUUUGAGAGUGACUCCGUUCCACUUUCAUCUAAGCAUCGUCCAACUCAUCCUGUCACGAUUCUUGGCACUAGACGACAUUUGCAUUGGUGUGACUGAUGCCAACCGCUUAGAUGAAGACUUUUCAGAAACUGUUGGAUUCUUUUUGAACCUCCUGCCAUUGCGUUUCCAGGUAGAUCAAGACGGCUCCUUUGGUCAACUUGCCGCCAACACGUCCCGCAAAGCUCUUGAGGGCCUGGCUCAUUCUGCCGUCCCCUUUGAUAUUAUUCUCGAUCACCUCGACGUUGCCAGAUCACCAGCCUACAGCCCUCUUUUCCAAGUAGCUGUCAACUAUCGAGUGGGAGCUUUGUUGAAAAGAUCCAUGGGUGAUUGCGGAAUUGAACUCACCCAGGUCGAGGACGCUAAAAAUCCUUAUGAUAUCAGCUUUGGAGUCACAGAGAUUACCUCUGGCACCUGUCUCAUUGAGCUCACAUGCCAGAAUGCGCUCUACACUGUGGAGGAUUCUCAGACCUUGAUGGACAUUUAUAUCCACUUGCUCGAGACGCUGUCCUCGAACACAGAGUUGAAGGUCAAAGAUUGCCCUUUGUUCGACAGUAAAGCCAUCUCUCAGGCAGUUGAAGUGGGCAAAGGACCAGACGUCUCUUACGACUGGCCGCCAACACUUUCGGCGAGAUUCAAUGAGGUGCAGAGAGCGUACCCCGAUGACAUUGCGGUCAAGGAUGGACUCAGAGAUGUUUCUUACUCUCGGUUAUCGAACGAAGUCAAUGGCAUUUCACAGCUCAUUCUUGCGCAAGGUGCAUCUCCAGGUGCCCAUAUCGCGGUUCUAUGCGAACCGUCCGUAGAUUCAGUCGCCUCUAUGCUCGCCAUUCUUCAGGCGGGAUGCGUUUACAUCCCACUAGAUCUCAGCCUCCCAGCCGCCCGUCACAUAUCGAUCUUGAAUGAUUGUGACCCCGCGUUCGUCAUCGUUCAUGAAGCUACCAAGGAGGCCGGUACGCAGCUGAUUGCGGCAUCGCAAACCAAUGCUCAGUUGCUCAACGUAUCUGAUAUAAAAGCUAAGGACGAACUGGUUUCAAUUGAAGGACAAGCAGACGCGCCCGCAUGUAUCCUGUAUACCAGUGGUUCCACGGGGAACCCGAAGGGAGUUGUCCUCUCCCAGGCCAAUUUCGCCAACCACCUAGCUGUCAAGACACAAGAGCUUCUCAUUGAGCGCGAAGUGGUCCUUCAACAGAGCUCUCUGGGCUUCGACAUGUCCAUCAUCCAAAUAUUCGUAGCUCUUGCCAACGGCGGCAAACUGGUCAUCGCCUCACGCGAGAAACGUGGCGAUCCUAUUGCACUUUCUGAGCUUAUGCAAAAGGAGUGUGUCACAUUCACCAUUGCCACGCCUACUGAAUAUCUCAUGCUACUGCGAAAUGGUGAAGAACAUCUCCGAAAGUGUACUUCAUGGCAACAAGCGUGCAUGGGAGGUGAGGUGGUGUCAUCACAACUACUCCAUCAGUUCAGAUGCUCUCAAGUCUCAGUAAAGCAGCUUACAAACUGUUAUGGACCAACUGAAAUCACCGCCGCAGCAACUUUCCAAGAUUUGUCCCCAGCACUAACAGACGGCUCAUUUCAAGUAACUGAAGGCUUGAUAGGCAAGGUUUUGCCUAAUUACUCGGUCAAAAUUCUCGAUUCCAGCGGCAACGCAGUACCACUUGGCGUUUGUGGCGAGAUCGCCAUUGGUGGUCAGGGUGUCGCGUCGGGAUAUCUUCAUCUACCUGAAUUGACGGCAGAGAAAUUCGUACUUGACUCACAUAGUACCCAGGAGGGCGCCAGCAUGUACAGGACAGGCGACAAGGGUAGACUACGCCGCGACGGUUCACUAGAAUUCCUGGGCAGACUCGACCAAGAUUCGCAAAUCAAGCUUCGCGGUCUUCGAAUCGAACUGGGUGAAAUUGAGCAUGUUCUCAUUCAGGCUGGAGAAGGCUUAUUCUCCGAUGUUGUGGUCACAGUCAAGGGCGAUCCCGCCGUUCUGGUCGCCUACGUUGUUCUUAACAAGGACAGGACAGCGGAUCGAGCAACGCUGCAGGCUAUCCUUUCGAAACUGCCUCUUCCACAAUACAUGAUCCCUGCUGCUAUUCAAGUUCUCGAACGGCUACCAACCAAUUCGAGUGGCAAAACCGACAGGAAAGCGGUUGCAAGCCUCGAUUUUGUCCUUGUAGCAGAAGGUAGCCAUUCUAACGAGCGUUUGGACUUGUCUGAGGGAGAAUUACUGCUGCUCUGGCAAAAGGUUCUUCCUAGUACAAACGAAGCUCAUAGCUUGGAUCGUAACUCAGAUUUCUUUUUACACGGUGGAAACUCGUUGCUACUUAUGAGGCUUCAGGGCGCCAUCAAGGACUCUAUGGAUAUCUCAGUCCCCAUCAGCGAAUUGUACCAAGUCAGCACGCUCGGAAAGAUGGCUGCUCAUCUCCGCAACAAACGAGAUCAACUAGCCACAGAGUUCGAACCCAUCGACUGGGAGCUGGAAACCGCCAUCCCAGAUCACAUUUUGGCUAUCUCACAGGACUCGCAACCAUCAACUUCAUUGAGUGCAGAAGGGCACGAGAUUGUACUCACGGGAUCGACAAGCUUCCUUGGAGCAGCAGUUCUAAAGGCUUUAUUAAAGGAGUCUACAGUCAAGAAAGUCCACUGCAUCACUGUCCCCAGCGACCAGAGCAGCACGCUUCCAGUCCAUCCUAAAGUUGUCCACUACCAAGGCACCCUUUUGUCACCCACCCUCGGACUCUCAGAGACAGAGCGCUUGAAGUUGCAAACAUCGGCUACUUGCAUCAUCCACGCCGGUGCAAAUGGGCACUGCUUAAACAACUACUCAUCUUUGAGGGUGCCCAACGUGUAUUCCACACACUUCCUAGCCUCGCUAGCUCUACCACGAGGCAUUCCUAUCCACUUCAUCUCAUCCAAUCGAGUGGCUCUCCUCUCAGGAAGCAUGCAGCCGGCGGCCGAGUCCAUGUCCCAAUUCACUCCUCGUACAGAUGGUGCAGAAGGCUUCACAGUGGCCAAGUGGGCGAGCGAGCGGUUCCUCGAAACCCUUGCUGAGAAAGCCCAUCUCCCCGUCACGAUUCACAGGCACUGCAUCCUGACAGGCGACGAAGCACCAAACGAAGAUGCCGUGAAUGGUGUCAUGAAAUACUCCUCAUUGACUCGUACAGUUCCGCUUUUUGCGAACUUUGAUGGAUUCUUCGAUCUCAAAGAUGUCCAUACCGCCGCCGCCGAUAUUGCAACCAAUGUUCUGUCAGAGGACAGUACGGAUAGAAGCGUGCGAUUUAUCCACCAUUCCAGCGGCGUAAAAGUGCCGAUAUCAGACUUUAAGAAGCACUUGGAGAAGCUCUAUAGCGGAGUCUUUGAAGAGGUGACAAUGGAUGAGUGGAUUGGCAAAGUGCUCGAGGCAGGCAUCGAUCCACUGAUUACCAGCUACUUGCAGGCAAUGGCUGAGAAGGAGGAGGUGAUUCAAUUUCCAUUUUUAGGAGUUUCUUGA